Molecule: messenger RNA, 3409 nt
Organism: Brassica napus (rape)
Lineage: Eukaryota; Viridiplantae; Streptophyta; Magnoliopsida; Brassicales; Brassicaceae
Product: probable LRR receptor-like serine/threonine-protein kinase At1g51820
Exons: 13
Coding region: 740-3409 (889 amino acids)
Biological process (GO): protein phosphorylation
Molecular function (GO): protein binding; ATP binding; protein kinase activity
Source: RefSeq, a predicted model, not a curated record
UAGAACCAAACAUAUACCUCCGAAGUUUUUCUCGUACACGCAAGAGCUCGAGAAGAAUAAGGAGAUUGAAGUAAGAUAUGUUCGAUCAUGCGACAAUGCAGCUGACCUCUUCACAAAAUCACUACCUACCUCGGUAUUCAGAAAACAUGUCCACAACAUUGGAAUGCGCCAUCAAAAGAAUCUAUGACUGCUCAUUCGAGGGGGAGCUUACGUAGUUGUACUCUUUUUACCUUACUAUGGUUUUUCCCAUUGGGUUUUCCUGGAAAGGUUUUUAACGAGGCAACAAAGACGUUAAGCGAGAAUGGAUAGUGACACCGGUCCCCAAGGGGGAGUGUUAUGAAAGCAGCCGCUUUCGUUGAAAAUAUAAAAAGAUGUGGAGCCCGCUGCACUAUUUGUACAGUGAAAUCCUACUUUUUAACUUCUAUAUAAACGAUCGAUUCGAUCGUUUAUAAUACACACCUCAAACACUUCUCUUCUCUCUAAUAAAAAAUUCUCUCUCUAUAUGAGUGUUAUUUCUUUCUACGGGUAUAAAAUUUUGCCCUUAUUUAAAUUUCUGCUAUACAAUAAAAUUCUGAUUCUUUUUAUAACAGUUAUUUUAAUUUAGCAGUUGACACUUUGUGAGUUUAGUUUAUUCUAAGCAAGAAUACUUUUCAACGUCCACUUGAUUAUCUGAAAACAUAUUAAUAUUUCAGGAACUUGACACGAUGUUGGUAUCAAACUCCUCAAAGAAUUUGAGAAAAUGGAGAGGCAUCUUCAUGGAGUUUUGUAUGUCUUCAUUAUCACAUUUUCUCUUAUACAUUUUGUGCAAACGCAGGAUCAAAAAGGAUUCAUCACUUUGGAUUGUGGCUUGUCACCUGAUGGGUCUCCGUACACCGAUCCAUCUACUGGAUUAACAUUCACCUCAGAUGCUAGUUUCGUCGAGAGUGGAAAGAACGGUCGAGUUGAUAAGGAUUCUGAGAGAAACUUCGAAAAGGCCUUUGUAACGCUGAGAUACUUUCCAGAAGGACAACGGAAUUGUUAUAACGUGGAGACCACGCAAGGAACGAAAUAUCUUAUUAGAGCUUCUUUUUUUUAUGGAAAUUAUGACGGUCUUCAAACUCUCCCAAACUUUGAUCUGUUUCUUGGCCCUAAUAAGUGGACAACUGUGAAUUUGAAUGCUACUGUACCAGGUGGUCAGUAUAGGGAGAUUAUUCACAUGUCCAAGUUAAGCUCUUUGCAGAUCUGCCUUGUUAAGACUGGAACAACUACGCCGAUGAUAUCAACCUUGGAGCUACGGCCACUGAGAAGUGAUAUCUACAUUAGUGACACUGGGAGCUCCUUGCAGUUCUUAUCAAGAACUUAUCUUAAAGGUUCUGGUAGCAUUUUACGGUACCCUGAUGAUGUCUAUGACCGUAGGUGGUUCCCAUUGGUGAAGAAGGAUUGGAAUUUAAUAACUACAACACUCAAUGUAAACACUUCUAAUGGUUUUGAUCCGCCUCAAGGUGCAAUGGCCUCAGCUGCAACCUAUGUAAAUGAUAAUGGGACGUGGGAUAUUCCUUGGAACAUGGAGGAUUCUACAACACGGUUUCACAUUUACCUUCACUUUGCAGAGAUUCAAACUCUGUUAGCCAAUGAGACCAGAGAAUUCAGCGUUUUGCUGAAUGGAAAUGAAUUUUCUAAACCUUUUAGUCCUAAAAUGUUAGGCAUUGUAACUAUGAUAACUCAACCCGAAUCGACAUUGAGAUGCGAAAGUGGGGCUUGCCUUUUGCAGCUGGUGAAAACAACAAAGUCAACUCUUCCUCCUCUCCUCAAUGCUAUGGAGAUUUUUACUGUUGUUGAACUUCCUCAGCCAGAAACAAACCAAGAUGAAGUGGUUGCUAUCAAUAAGAUCCAAAGUGCUUACGGAUUGAGUAGAGUUAGCUGGCAAGGAGAUCCAUGUGUCCCCAGAGAGUUCUUGUGGGCUGGUCUAAACUGUAACAACACAGAUACUUCCACUCCACCAACAAUCACUUCCUUAAACUUAUCUUCAAGUGGAUUGACCGAUAUAAUUAUGCCUGCCAUUCAGAAUCUAACCAAUCUACAAGAACUAGACUUAUCAAACAACAGCUUGAACGGUGAUGUGCCUGAAUUUCUAGCUGACAUGAAAUCUCUUUUUAUCAUAAACUUAAGUGGAAACAAUCUUAGUGGCCAAGUUCCUCAAAAGCUUCUACAAAAGAAAGGACUGAAGCUGAAUUUUGAAGGCAACCCUAACCUUAAUUGCACAGAAAGUUCAUGUGUAAAUAAACCUAGAGAAAGUGGGCAUCCCAAAAAGAGUAUAAUUGUACCAGUUGUUGCAUCAGUUGCUUCAAUGGUUAUUAUUGGAAGUGCAUUGGUUACAUUCUUUGUUCUCAAAAGGAAAAAAACAUCAAACAAUAGAGAAAAGGGUAGACGAACACCGAGACCGGAGCCACCGAAAAUAACGAAAAAGAAAAGAUUUAGUUACGCAGAGGUUACUGAAAUGACAAAUAACUUUGAAAGGAUUCUUGGGAGAGGAGGAUUCGGCAUGGUUUAUCAUGGAUAUGUUAAUGGUACAGAACAAGUUGCUGUUAAAGUAGUCUCUCAGGGAUCAGAUCAGGGGCACAAACAAUUCAAGGCAGAGGUUGAUCUUCUUCUGAGAGUUCAUCACAAGAAUUUGGUAGGCCUGGUUGGAUAUUGCGAAAAAGGGAAGGACUUGGUUCUCGUAUACGAAUACAUGUCCAAUGGAGACUUGAAAGAGGUUUUGUCCGGAAAGCAUCACUCCUCUGUUUUAAGGUGGGGAACCAGACUAAAAAUAGCGGUAGAUGCUGCACAAGGGUUGGAGUAUUUGUAUAAAGGAUGCAGACCACCAAUUGUUCAUAGAGAUGUAAAAACAGCAAAUAUAUUGCUGGACGAACACUUCCAAGCCAAAAUUGCCGAUUUUGGGCUUUCUAAAUCAUUCCCAAACGAUGGAGAAAGCCAUGUAUCCACAGUCGUUGCAGGAACUCUUGGUUACCUUGAUCCAGAAUACUACAACACAAAUUGGUUGACUGAAAAAAGUGAUGUAUAUAGUUUUGGGGUCGUUUUAUUGGAGAUUAUAACAAAUUUGCCAUUGAUUGACCAGCGUCGUGAAACACCAUACAUAGCAGAAUGGGUGGGAUUAAUGGUCACCAAAGGAGAUAUUAAAAGCAUUAUAGAUCCAAGACUUAAAGACGAUUACCACUCUGAUUCUGUUUGGAAAUUUGUUGAGCUAGCAAUGGCUUGUGUCAAUUUUUCUUCAGCGAGUAGACCGACCAUGUCUCAAGUUGUUAUUGAGCUAAUUGAAUGUUUAACACUUGAAAACUCAAGAGGCGGAACGAGUUGUGACAUGGAAUCCAGGGGUUCAAGAGAAGUGACCAUGACAUUUGGAACUGAAGUGAACCCCACGGCUCGCUAG